AUGCCCAACGUAGGUGGUCCAGCCCAGUGCAAACGCAGCCUGCUAAUGAGCGUGGUCCACAGCCGCCUGCUGUACGGCGCCGCUGUCUGGGCAGACAAGGUGCAGCACGUGGCGAAGUACAGGAACAUGAUGCUUCAGAGCCAGAGGUGCGCUGCCCCCAGAGUGGCGAGAUGUUACAGGACGGUCUCGGACAUGGCUGCACUUGUUCUUGCAAAGAUGCCGCCAGUUACACUGCAGGCAGUUGUGCGCAAGCGCGCCACUGCUCUGAGGUAUGAAGGUGCGGUCUUGACAGCGCAGCAGAAAGAGGAUGACACGAUUGGUCAAUGGAAGGCGAUGUGGGAUGCCUCCACCAAAGCUGCGUGGACGAAGUCACUCAUCCCGGAUUUGAGAAGAUGGUGGAGUCAAGGAUAG
Messenger RNA from Macrosiphum euphorbiae (potato aphid), 411 nucleotides. NCBI's taxonomy places the organism in Eukaryota, Metazoa, Arthropoda, Insecta, Hemiptera, Aphididae. The record is from the annotation of a GenBank genome assembly.